UGAUUCCCUGGGAAAAAACACCAGGAAAAAUGAGUGAAACCCCCGGGAAAGCGAUGAUUUCCGUCCAGAAGAUACGGACAAUCAUGAAGAGUUCAGCGGAUGUUGGCUCAAUCACCGCCGAAGCGAUCCAGCUUGUUAGCAAAUCAACAGAACUCUUUAUUGCGGAUCUGGCGAAAAAUGCGAUGAAGGAUGUGAGUGCGAAGACGCUGGAGUACAAAUUCCUGGCAGAAUACGUCCAGCAGGAGCCGAAGCUGGAGUUCCUGCAGCAAAUGGUGCCCAAGAAGAUCACCGUGAAGGAGUACAAGAGGCUGCUAAAAAAGAGUGAGGAGGAUGAGGUGCAGGAAAUCUCAGAUGACGACGAGUGCUCAUCGUCGGCGUCAACUUGCUCGUCAGACAGCGGAAAUGCUGACGAUGCCAUCAGUAUUUCGAGUUCCAGUGUUAUUGAAGUGUCCAGCAAGGGCAGUAAAUAG
Messenger RNA from Phlebotomus argentipes, 470 nucleotides. It is a transcript of the gene Chrac-16, whose product is annotated as chromatin accessibility complex protein 1. The transcript has 2 exons. The record is from RefSeq and is a predicted model, not a curated record. Gene Ontology annotation, cellular component: nucleus; CHRAC. Gene Ontology annotation, molecular function: protein heterodimerization activity. Lineage: Eukaryota; Metazoa; Arthropoda; Insecta; Diptera; Psychodidae. Bases 30 to 470 code for a protein of 146 amino acids.